AUGGCUUCUUCUAAUCCUUCAAAUGCAAGAGUUGGUGUGGUCAUGGAUGGUACGGCAGGAGUGUUAAUAAGCAAGCUAUUGCUCGGAGACAUUUGUGCUGCAACGGAAGACCCUGACUUCUGUACAGCAGUACUAAGUACCGACCCUCGUACUCCAUAUGCGGAUCUUUUUGGUCUUGCAAGUGUCUCCAUCAAUUUAGCAGUUAUCAACGCUACUGAUACUCAAAAGUGUAUAACUGAGUCCUACAUGAUUGCAUAUCCCGAUCAAACGGUACAAUUACAAGCAUGCAGCUCAGAUUACCAAGUCAUUAUCGCCAAUCUUAAAUUGGUUGGUAAUAACUUGCUGGAUUAUGGUAAUUCUAAGGUAGCAGAUAAAAAACUUGUUGAGGAUGUUAUGCAUCAUAUUACUGAAUGUGAAAAUCAAUUCUCUUCAUGUCACGUGAUUCCAAGUCCGCUGGCAGCCAUAUUAAUUGCCCUAGCAAUGAGGGUCAUCAGGAGAUGCUCUUAUAUAUACCUUCAGUUGCUAGGCAGCUUGGGGGCAGUCAAGAAUAAUACCGUCGGUGUGAUGGUUUCAGCAGAGAUGGUAUCAGAUAUUUGUUCACACACCGCCGACCAUGCCUUCUGUAUCACACUAUUGAAUUUUCCUCCUUCAACUCCAACCAGUGAUCUUCAUACUCUAUCAGUCAAUGUCAACCAUUUUGCGUUAAUUACUGCUGUCUAUACUGUCGCCGAUGUAAUUGAACUUAUCGACAAAGCUACUCCUGAUCUUUUGGAAGUGUUCGCUACAUGUGUUGGGAACUGGCAUGGCGGUAUUCUCGGCGAGAUGUACAAGUUGAAGGUGAUUUGCAUGAUUCUAAUUAUAUAG
Messenger RNA from Papaver somniferum (opium poppy), 864 nucleotides. RefSeq lists its product as uncharacterized. Gene Ontology annotation, molecular function: pectinesterase inhibitor activity. The coding region runs from base 1 to 864 and encodes 287 amino acids. The record is from RefSeq and is a predicted model, not a curated record. Gene Ontology annotation, biological process: negative regulation of catalytic activity. The transcript has 4 exons. Lineage: Eukaryota; Viridiplantae; Streptophyta; Magnoliopsida; Ranunculales; Papaveraceae.